AUGGCGAGUGCAGCUUUCUCUGGUUACGGAUACCGACCAAUGCCUAAGUUAAAUGAACACAAUUUUGUUAUUUGGAAAAAGCGUCUGGCGGUGAUCCUUGAAGCGGAAGGGAAUUUAGAUGCCAUUGAAAUGCCUAUGCCCACUGGCACGAGCGAAGAAGAUUUGGCUAGAAUUAAGUUGUGGAAAUCGCAAAACAGCAAAGCCAGGGUAACCAUAUUAGAUGGACUUGAAGACGAACAUUUGUCACUAAUUGACAGCAGAGACCAUGCUGCGCAAAUUUUAAAUGAUUUGGAGCGGAUGUAUGGAGGCAGCGUGAAGAGUGAAUUGGAGCUUUCGUAUGGAAACAUCAGUAAGUGUGCUCAAUGGAGAAGAUUAAUACGCGAUCUUUUAAAGCUUAGAAUGAAUUCUAAAGGAGAGUUUUCAAAACAUGUGAAUGAAUUUACGGCUAUACUGCAGAAAAUACAAGUGACUGAGCGUCCAUUUGAUGAAGACCUAAAGGUUGCGUGCUUCCUAGCAACACUAGGACCCAAAUUUGAUACAUUUGCUUACUUAAGGGAGGAUAAAGGCCAAUCGACUUUUAAAGAUGUGAUUGCCUAUUGGAGGCAGGAGUGCCAAGGGAGAGACGAGUCUCCAGUCAGAAACCUAAGGAGCAGUGACUCCGAUUAUGUCUCGAGACAUCACGCGAAGGCCAAAGGCACACCUAAGAAAGUUGUGUGUUUUAAUUGCCACAAAGGAGGCCACAUUGCAAAGAACUGUGGAGCUCCAAAAACACCAAAGCCCCUUCCUUUUAAGCAAGAAAAGGAAAAGAAGGGGAAUUAUCAGCGUCCUUGCUUUUGCCAGAAAAGUGCUUAACUGCUAAUAAUCGCGAAAACAAAUCAAGUUAGCGGGGCAACGUCCCAUUUUUCAUAUAAUAAGGACUUCUUUGAAGAUUAUAAUAAUAUUGAUAAAUCACAAGGUGGUGAUAUUGAAGUUGCAGGUGGCAACCUUAGUUCCCUACGUCCCAGAACUGAAUUGUAAUAUGCUCAGUGUGUCUACUUUGGACAGAAAAGGUUUUAUUUAUUUCUUUUUAAAAAAAAAUAAUUUUUUAUUAGUUUUUACACAUAUUUUCCAGCAUAACAUCCUUUUAAACAUCAUUUCGAAAUUUUUGGCUAUUGCAGCCUAAGACUUCCUUCAACCUUGACUGCUGGUUUUCUAAACUAUGCAUUUUGUUGCUAUAAUUAUUGCUAUAAACUCAAAUUUCCAAUACAUCUAUUCAUAAUUCUUUUCAAAAUAACUUAUAAAUUACUCCUUACAAAACUUCUUCUAACCCCAUAAGCGAUGUCAAUUGGUUACAACUGCUUUCCAAACAUAUCAAAAACGUCUUCCAUUCCUUUAGGAAAUUCUGGUCCUGCUUGUUCCGAAUUUUCCCUGUUAGUUUCGCCAUCUCAGCAUAGUUCAUCAGUUUCUCUUUCCACUCUUCUUUAGUUGAAAUUUCUUCUUGUUUCCAUCUUUGGGCUAAUAGUAUCCUUGCUGCAGUUAUCGCGUAUGAAAACAAUUUUUUAUCAUUCUUACGAAUUUCUGUACCCAGAAUAGAAGGACAGAAAAGUUUUUCAAGUAGUAUUUGGAAACUGAGAAUGCAAAGUAACUAAGAAUGGUGAGGUCCAAGCCAAGCGAAUAAAUUGUGUAUAUGAGGUUAAUCUUUCAGUACUUCAGUCUGCAAAAGUGGUGCGCUCAAACCAAAAGGACGAGGCGGACCUUCGAACUCUGGCACAGAAGACUUGGACACGCCAUACUGGACCUCCAAAAGAACGAGCUUGCGAGGGGACUGCAGGUAAAACAGAACAACACUGCACCAACAAAAUGUGUAAGUUGUGUCGCUGAGAAAGCUGUGAAACUUUUUUUUCCUCCUUGCACCGAACAGAGAAGCACCAGAGUGCUAGACACAUAGUCCGCAGUGACUUGUGUGAGCCAAUGAAUGUUCCAUCACUGGGGAAGAACAGAUAUAUACUAAAUUUUCUCUAUGACUUUUCAAAGAACUGCAUAGUAUAUUUCCUCAAAGGAAAGAGUGAAAUGCAGGAAAUGUUGAAGAACUACCUUGCCAUGGCGGAGAACGAAUUCCAGAGAGCACUGGCUAUGCUAAUGCCUGAUAAUGUGGGUGAGUAUUGCUCACAUGACUUGCAAUCUCUCCUGGAAGAGGAAGGAAUUGAGCAUGUUGCCACUGUUCCUUACACCCCACAACAGAGCUCAAUAGCUGAAAGAAAGUUCCGAUCCGUCAUGGAGGUGCAUGUUCAAGGAUGCAUGUUCAAAACAUGUGGGGAGACGCAGGAGGAACUGCGAUCUCUCUCCAAAAUAGACUGCCAACAAAGGGAGCCAGGUGUUCACUUUUUGAACUUUGCUGCGGGAAAAUUCCUAGCCUGUCACACAUCUGUGUAUUUCGAAGUCUUUGUUGCCACCGCGUUCCCAGGGAACAUAGACACAAGCUUGACUCCAGAGCGCAAGCAGGUAUUCUUGUGGGAUACGCCUCUGGAGGAAAAGGAUACAGAAUAAUGGACUUACAAACAGGCGAAGUAAGUGGACGACAUGCAGCUUAUUUUGAUGAACACAACAAAGAUGACACAAGAAAUAGUGUUGUGGAUUUUUCUGAGGAAUCGGAAGAAGUCGAAGAUCUUGUGUACUUUCCCUCCCUAACCUUGUAAUGUCCGGAUCUGCCUUUGUACACAAAGUCGAAUAAUGGACAAAUUUCUUACGUUCUUGCUUUCGUUGAUGAUUUGAUUAUUGCCACAGUAAAUGACAGAGACCGUGCGCAGGUUGUGAAAAACUUAAGCAAAGAUGUUGAGGUCAAGGAACUGGGAAAGAUCCAGUUCUACCUUGGAAUUCAAGUGGAAAGAGAAGAAGGCAGUUCAUUUCUUCUUAGCCAAAAGCAAAAGAUUUAUGAACUGAUCCAGAGCAUGCAGGUGCAAGAACCACAGCCAUGA
This is a messenger RNA of Podarcis lilfordi (Lilford's wall lizard), 2954 nucleotides long. Lineage: Eukaryota; Metazoa; Chordata; Lepidosauria; Squamata; Lacertidae. The record is from the annotation of a GenBank genome assembly.